Molecule: messenger RNA, 382 nt
Organism: Rhodamnia argentea
Lineage: Eukaryota; Viridiplantae; Streptophyta; Magnoliopsida; Myrtales; Myrtaceae
Product: zinc finger CCCH domain-containing protein 15 homolog
Exons: 2
Coding region: 76-297 (73 amino acids)
Source: RefSeq, a predicted model, not a curated record
GCCCACUGUUCAAGAUUAGCCUUGCCCUCGUGUUCUGUCGGAGAGAGAGAGAGAGAGAGCGGGGAAGGAAGAGAGAUGGGUGCGGAAGCCGAAGGAGAGAAAAUGGAGACGAAGCCAAACCCUAUUUCGGAGGCCCAAUUCCUCUCUUGGAAGCGUCAAAAGGAUGCUGAAGCGUCAGCAAGGAAAGCUGAAGCUGCGAGAAAACGUUCUGAGGAUAUAGCUGCAGGAACUGUGCAAAUGAACGGGCGGGAGCUUUUUCAGCACGAACCGUGGGUAUUCGAUAACUCUAGCUACUGAAGUUGGCUAAAUUCAACAGUCUGUGAGAUAGUGACUACUGUGUACAAUAUGCACACUUUCUAUUGAAAUAAUGGAUUGCUGCAAG